This is a messenger RNA of Funneliformis mosseae, 1594 nucleotides long. The record is from the annotation of a GenBank genome assembly. NCBI's taxonomy places the organism in Eukaryota, Fungi, Glomeromycota, Glomeromycetes, Glomerales, Glomeraceae.
UAGUUUUGUUAAGCAAGAAGGAAGCGCCUGCGACAGAGAGAGUCUGUCGGAAGCCAGCAAUGGCGAGUCACCAUCAAGUCGGUGGCCGGCUGACUUCAUUGCGAAGAAAUACUGGGUUUUGUUAAACAUGGAGGCGCCUGUGACAGAGAGAAAUAUAACUCGAAAAGAAGGCAAUAUCAACUGGAUGUUAUCUUACCCCGAUCCAACUCCGAUUGCUUUCUUUCGAAAUAUAUUUCCAACUCAUCGGGGCCGAGCAAUUGAAAAAUAUCGAAAUAUACUUAACUUGGCUUUUAAUGAAGCUGAUAAUCAGGAAAUGAAGGACAAACUCAAAAAAAAUGAAAGAAACAAUCGAUGUAUGCAAUUGGAUGGAAGCGAGGAUACUAAAGGAUUGGGAAACGUGGAUGCAAGAAAAAACAGCAUUCGCCGAUCUGUCCGUAAUACGAAUAUCACUCUUCAUAAGGAGAUUAACACGUUAGCAAUAAACGAGAAUACAAAAGGAACUGGAGAAUAUAAUGAAGAAUCAUACUCUGAUCUUGAUUCAAGCGAAGAGGAACGAGAUGAAGUUGACGAUUUUAAGAGGGAUGAUGAUAAUGGUAACAUCAAUGUUAGUGAUAGUGGAUUUGUAGAGCGCAUAGAAGAAUGCCCGUCGACUUGUCAUCAGCCAUGGAUCCUCAGUAGCGGUACGAAUGUUGGAGAAAAGUUGGAAAAUUACGUCAAGUCGAUUCCCGAAGCACAGAAAUGUGUGAAUUUCGCAUAUUGGAAUAUUCUCGACUUGAGUGAUGAUAGCCAAGUUAAAUCUCUUUUUUCGAAGAAUGACUGGGAAGAAAUGAUUGGAAGCUUCAGUAACGAAGUAAAAUUAGUCGAAUCGGAUAUUUCUGAUGUAGUUGUGUAUUUUUUUGAUGAAGUUGAAAAGGUCACAAAAAAAGGUGACAAAAAUAUAAUCAAUACGAUUGAUAGCCUAACACCAGAUAUUAUCGAAAAGAGUCGAAACAUAAAGCUUAGCGACGAUGAAAAAGACAUCAUUAGUAUUUUAAGAUGUGCUGUCGUUACAUAUGGGGAAAUAGCUUGUUGGGCCUCGGCUCAUCGUCGAAACGAAGGUCGUUCUGUUGUCCUCAGAGCUCGUAUUGGACAAAAGUGCGAUUUUAAAGGAAUCUUAAAAAGGAGUAUAAAUAGGCUUGAGGCUUUAAUAGGUCUCAGAAGCGGUGGACUCCCGGAAUCUCAUCCAAAAAAAAUUUAUGGAGAUAAAAUCGAUCUUUGUGUAGCAAUGCGAGAUGUUUUAUAUACUUUUUUUAAAGAAAACUCAAAAGCACCUGGAUCUGAUGUUCAUAGCACUUAUGUUCUUGGAAUACAUUCGUGGGGGUGGGUCCAUGAAGUAUACGGAAUGGAUUGUAAAGCAACGAAUUUGCUACGGCUUGGAAGACUAAACCAUGCAAGGAUGCCUAACGCUUUAAAAACGCUAUCAAAAUCGAAAGAAAAAAAUUCAGAACAAGUUGGUGAGAAUGGAGGAUCAUUUGAAACUCCUUCACAAACCCCAGUAGACAAAAAAGGUAGAAGACGUGAAUUAUGUGAGUUUAACAAAAAAGUCAAUAAUUAG